This is a messenger RNA of Pogona vitticeps (central bearded dragon), 2983 nucleotides long. The record is from RefSeq and is a predicted model, not a curated record. NCBI's taxonomy places the organism in Eukaryota, Metazoa, Chordata, Lepidosauria, Squamata, Agamidae.
UGUGUGCACAACUUUGUUAUGUUAAUUUCCAGUGGGGUAGCCUAUUGCAGAAAAAACAGUAUCACAUUAUCUGACGUGGUGGGUUGCAUUCUUUGAACACAUACCAAAUAUAAGAUGUUUGCUUUUAAUUUGGCUCAGGACUCUUUAUGGUCCUCAUUGGGCAUUGUGACUGUGAGGAUCAGCUGCUGUGGGUAAGGGAAGGGAAGGGACAAAAUCCACCCUCACUCCUGUGUCACCUAAGAGCUCCCUCCUAAGGGCUGCAAUGUUACAGCCCAGGGACUGUACCUGAAAUUAAUGACAGGAAUACCUACUGGAGUCCCAUGUGUGGCAUUCCAUCCACAUAAACCACAAUUCCAGUCUGUCAGGUUCUGACACUCCAUAAUUUCUCCCUUUCAAAGUGGUAGUGGUUAUGUGCUGUCAAAUUGCCUCCAACUUAUGGUGACCCUAUGAAUGAGUGACUUCCAAAAUGUCCUGUCUUCAACAGCUCCACACAGCUGUUGUAAAUUCUAGGCUGUGGCUUCCUUUACGGUGUCAAUCCAUCUUGUAUUGGGUCUUCCUCUUGUCCUGCUGCUUUCAAUUUCAAUGUGGACUUGUUACAAAAUCCUACUCUACUGCCCCAUCUUGCUGUGCAGGGCCCCCUGAGUUCCUGAAGGCUAUGCUAGUAGAGCAUAAGCAGAAUGAACGUUCUACUUGUCAGUCCUGUCAGGCUAGGAAGGCGGAGUAUCGUCCAGUAGCCUUGUGUUACUUGGUGGAGAACUUUGAGCUUGGAGAGGGUCAUCAUUUGAAGGAUGGCUGUUGGCCAUAGGAAGGAAGAAUGGAAUGGUUGCAAUCUGCAUCGUAAAGGGAUUAUUCACUUCGAUUAAAUAGGUCUUCAAGGUGCUGGUGUGAGCCAGUCUUCCUCAACCUCUAAAUGCGUUGGAGUACAGCUCUCACCACCCCCAGUGGCCAUGCUGAUUUUGGCAGAGUGCUUGGGGGUUGUAUCUGGAGGGUACACAGUUGAGGAAGGGUGAUGUAGUCUUUCCUUGGGAGUAAUUCCAUUCUCUCUCAGAAUCCAUUCCUCACUUUGCUUGUAGCUUGUUUGUAACGUCUCUUUAUUCCAGUGGAGCUGAGGCAUGCCAACGGGGAUUAACAGCUCCCCUUGUUUCCUGCGAGCCUUCAGAUGGCUCUCCCUGUUUCCAGUGGGCAUUCUUGUCACUAGUGUAAAUCCGCACGAACUCACCCACCCGCGGUUUCCCUGCUAAUCUGCCCAGAGAGAGAGACCAUUGCACGCAUUCUUUCUUUCUCUUUGUGCUGCGCCCAAUCCUGCCAUGUGCGCCCCAUCGGCCACCGCCACUUCUCUCUCGGCACCGAGGUAGGGAGGAUUGGGGAUUGCGGGUCAAGGCGUGUGGCGCUGCUUGGCUGGGUUCAAAAUGUUCCCUGCACGGAGAGUCCAAGAACUCGGCACCCCCAGGUGGCGUCAAGUGGGCGGCGUCUGUGUCGAUUUCGCUUGGCCCCGCCAGGGAAGGCGGCGGCGGCGGCGGCAAAAAAAGGAGUUUGGGGUGGGGGAGGACGAGAAAGGACCCGGGAUCUGGAGGGUGACUGUCCCAUCCGCGGAUCUGUCUCUCGGGCCGAACCCAGCCCCGCCCCGCCUUGGGGAUCAGGUGACAGCGGCGGCUGGAAUUUGAUACCGCCAGAGUCUGUCCGGAGCGGAGAUGGAGCCGGUGCUGUUCUCCCUCCCAGAGGCCGCUUGCCCCAGAGUCCUGCCGGCCGCAGGUCCAAGUCCUGCCGCCGACGGCGGCGGCUGCUACUGCGCGCCCCCUUGGCUCCUUCCCUUGCCGCGUGCGGUGAGUCCGGCCCGGCGUGGAUGGGGAUCACUGGAUCGGGGCUGCCCGCCCGACUCUGACCAGGACUUGGUCAGCCGCUCUAACCCGAUCUUUCCCCGCAGGGGGGCGCUGAGCCAGCCGGGCACCUGUUGGCCAUGUGGACGACGUGAGUAUCGGGCGCCCGAGGGAGCGAUCCCGGCAGGGCCGGGCCAUGGCCCCCGGGGCCGGCUGAGCGCAAGAGCCUCCGAAGAGCCGCCGCCGCCGCCUCCGGGAGGGAGCGGAUUCGAUGCCCUGGAAGGGCCGGUACCCGGGGGCAGAGGGAGGCGUUUCCCGGCCCGGAUCCUCGGAGCAUGGUCCCGGCAAAGCUGCGCCCAACAAGAGGCGCCCAGUCUGCCGAGACGGAGCGCACGGAUGGAGUGGAGAGUGGAGGGGCCAAGGCACAGAGCAGACAGAUCUUCCUCCACCUACAGGAAUCCCCCUGUUCAACAGGUACAACAUAGGGGGGCCCUCCUAAACUUUGUUUCUGAGCAUGCUGACAGGAAUGUGACAUCAUCUUUUUCCCAGGAGCGGGGCUUUUGGAAUGCAAUCACUCUGCUGUCACUGUUUGCUGGGGCAGUCAUGGCAACACCACAGACCUGGCAUCAUAACCAGACAUUGGGAUCAACCUCUGGAAGUCUGGGCACUGCUAGUCCAGCCCCUGUGGAGGAAAACAGCAGGGAAGCACCAUCACAGAGCGCAUGGAGCUACUGGCUUGGCGAAAACGUGACUAUACAUGAAUUGAGUGCAUUGGAACUACUCAGGGCCCAGCGCUCCCCAUCCAGUUCCAGUAAGGCUAGGAAAGGAUCCAGGAAGGCUGGGCGUGGAAGCCGGGGCCGCAACUGCCGCCUGCACAGCCUCAUGGUGAAGGUGCGGGACCUGGGGCUUGGCUUUGAGUCCGAUGAGAUUGUAAAGUUCAAGUACUGCAGUGGGUCAUGCCAGCAUGCCCGUACCAACUAUGACUUGACCUUGAGUAGCUUGCUACAGAAACAUGCCAUUGUGCCCGGGCCUCACGACCGCCCUUCCUCUCACCCCUGCUGCCGCCCCACCAAGUACGAAGACUUCUCCUUCAUGGAUGUUCGGCAUGCAUGGAAAACUGUGAGCCAAAUCUUGGCAGCUGAGUGUGGUUGUGUGGGCUGAGAGGG